AUGAACUCUCUUCCACCUUCUCGCCGUCCGUCGCUUGUGCCGUCAGCUUCAUCACGCUCCUUCCACCGCAGAGUCUCGGCGCUCUCCCUCUCAGCAGCCGAACAAGGAGACACGAGUCGUGUUAACCCCGAAGAUCAGGUCGUCGCCGAUGAGAUUGAUGAGAUCAAGAGAUAUGAAGACUUUACAACAAUAGAUUGGGUCAGAGAUGCUGCCAGGGAGCAGCAGCGACGCAAGGCCAAGCGACAAGAGCGUGCUGGUUUCUUCGAGAGAGAUGGUCGCCUGGGUUGGAGAAGAAGGCUAUGGGAGGCUUAUGAUGCUGGCCAAGCGUGGCUGGUUGUUACUCUGAUAGGCACUGCCAUUGGUCUCAAUGCUGCCUUUUUGAACAUAGUCACCGAAUGGUUGUCCGAUAUCAAGCUCGGUCAUUGUACAACUGCCUUUUAUCUGAAUGAGAGUUUCUGUUGUUGGGGUGCCGAGGAAGGCUGCGCAGAAUGGCGGCCUUGGAGUUCCCAUAUCAUUUUCCGCUAUGUAAUUUACAUUAUCUUUUCCACCAUUUUUGCCUUUACAUCCGCCAGACUCGUCAAGUCAUAUGCCCCAUAUGCUGCUGGUUCUGGUAUAUCCGAGAUCAAAUGCAUCAUUGCAGGCUUCGUUAUGAAGGGCUUCCUCGGCUUCUGGACUCUGCUGAUCAAGUCCAUCGGUCUGCCUCUUGCCAUCGCUUCUGGUUUGUCCGUUGGCAAGGAAGGACCCAGUGUUCACUAUGCUGUGUGCACAGGCAAUGUCAUAUCUCGCUUCUUCGACAAAUAUCGCCGAAAUGCUGCAAAAACUCGAGAGAUCCUUAGUGCAUGUGCUGCAGCAGGUGUAGCUGUUGCUUUCGGAAGUCCCAUUGGAGGUGUCCUGUUCUCACUCGAGGAAAUGUCAAACUAUUUCCCACUAAAGACUUUGUGGAGAAGUUACUUUUGUGCGCUGGUAGCAACCGCAGUCCUCUCUGCCAUGAAUCCCUUCCGUACCGGCCAGCUUGUCAUGUUCACCGUCAGCUAUGACCGACAAUGGCAUUUCUUCGAAAUCUUCUUCUAUAUCAUUCUCGGAAUAUUUGGUGGCCUCUACGGUGCGUUGGUCAUCAAGUGGAACCUCCGCAUGCAAGCCUUCCGAAAGCGUUACCUCGCUCAAUAUCCAAUCCUUGAGGCCACCAUACUCGCCACAGCUACAGCUAUCCUCUGCUACCCGAACAAGUUUUUACGCAUCGACAUGACAGAGAGUAUGGAGAUUCUCUUCCUCGAGUGCGAAGGAGGUCAUGACUAUGAUGGCUUGUGCGACCGUCAAAACCGCUGGACGUCAGUAAUGUCCCUCCUUAUCGCGACUGUCCUUCGCACCUUUCUCGUCAUCAUCUCGUACGGUUGCAAAGUACCUGCAGGUAUCUUUGUACCUUCCAUGGCGAUCGGAGCAUCUUUCGGACGCAUGGUUGGUAUCCUGGUCCAGGCUAUGCAGCAGGCAUUUCCCAACUCUGCGUUCUUUUCAGCUUGCCAGCCUGAUCUACCCUGCAUCACUCCAGGCACAUAUGCCUUCUUGGGCGCUGCGGCUGCGUUGUCUGGGAUCAUGCACAUCACCGUUUCCGUCGUCGUUAUCAUGUUUGAAUUGACAGGAGCCUUGACCUAUAUCCUACCCACCAUGAUCGUUGUAGGUGUUACGAAAGCAGUUAGUGACCGCUUUGGAAAAGGAGGUAUUGCAGAUCGUAUGAUCUGGUUCAACGGUAUGCCAUUCCUCGACAACAAGGAGGAUCACGCUUUCGGUGUGCCCGUCUCUACAGCUAUGACCAGCGAGCUGAAAGCUUUGCCAAUAUCCGGCUUGGAGGUUCGCGACAUUGAGAAACUAUUGGACGACAAUAAGUUCUCUGGCUAUCCGAUUGUUGAGGAUGCAACCUCGAUGAUGUUGGUCGGGUAUGCUGGUCGUACAGAGCUUCGUUAUGCUCUUGACCGGGCUAGGCGUGAUCAGAUGGCAACACCACGCACCAAAUGCUUCUUUACUCCAGUCGCAGGGCAGGUGCCAAUCACGCCAUCAACACCAAACCCAGCAGUACACUUCGACUACCUCAGUGCGUCAUCAAACCAAUCAAGCGUAGACUUGAGUAAGUUCAUCGAUGCAACACCUAUCACAGUCCAUCCUCGUCUACCUCUGGAGACCGUUAUGGAGCUCUUCAAGAAGCUUGGACCUCGAGUCAUUCUCGUCGAAUAUCGCGGCAGACUUACCGGACUAAUCACAGUCAAAGACUGCUUGAAGUACCAGUUCCAGGCAGAAGCCCACGAGAAUCCCAAAGACGAUUCGGCGCUCAGGGAAGCCCAAGAUCGCUUGUGGCAAGUGAUCAGGAAGACAGCGGGUUGGAUAAAUAGUCGACUGUCAUUCUUAAAGCGUCAGACUCGCCACGUGCGACUGCCAUCUUAUUCUGAUGCAGGCGUGACACCGAGGAGUGACACAUCUGCGGAAGGGCGAGCGGCAGCUAGACACGACGACCUAGAGCUAGACUGUCAAACAUGA
Messenger RNA from Aureobasidium subglaciale EXF-2481, 2526 nucleotides. RefSeq lists its product as uncharacterized. The coding region runs from base 1 to 2526 and encodes 841 amino acids. The record is from RefSeq and is a predicted model, not a curated record. Gene Ontology annotation, cellular component: endoplasmic reticulum; fungal-type vacuole; membrane. Lineage: Eukaryota; Fungi; Ascomycota; Dothideomycetes; Dothideales; Saccotheciaceae. The transcript is spliced from 7 exons. Gene Ontology annotation, molecular function: voltage-gated chloride channel activity. Gene Ontology annotation, biological process: intracellular copper ion homeostasis; transmembrane transport; chloride transport.